This is a messenger RNA of Schizosaccharomyces octosporus yFS286, 1753 nucleotides long. Its product is annotated as MCM binding protein. Gene Ontology annotation, molecular function: chromatin binding. The transcript has 2 exons. The coding region runs from base 101 to 1615 and encodes 504 amino acids. The record is from RefSeq and is a predicted model, not a curated record. Lineage: Eukaryota; Fungi; Ascomycota; Schizosaccharomycetes; Schizosaccharomycetales; Schizosaccharomycetaceae. Gene Ontology annotation, biological process: DNA-templated DNA replication.
AAAGCAAGGGCAAUAAAAUGAACAAUCUCAAAACGUAUAUCUUUCAAAACCACUAGGUCUCCCUUUUUCUCUCCAUUUAAAAUAACGGGACAAGGAGAUCAUGGUAGCCCAAUUAUCGGAAGUAUUUUUAAAAGACCCACAAUCGUAUCUUCAAAAGAUACAAGAUGCCUCACUGUCAAAUCCAGGUAAACCGGAUCUCCAAGGUAGUUUAGGGAUCGAAGAAGCGGUUUCUGAUAUAUUUGCAAAUAAAUAUGAUUUACAAAAGAUCCCAUAUUACCCCAAUUGUAAUAUUAAGGAGCUAAAAUCCGGACAAUUGCUUCGGUUACAAGGAAUGAUUCAAGAUACUAACUUUGGACAUGAGUUUUUUGCAGGCGCAAUUAAAAUGAACGAUCAAUAUUGGCGAGGAUGCCGUUACAUUCUCAGCUACAGUGAAGAUGAAUCCUUUGUGGAUGAAAAUAAAAUAGCACUUGACGAGAGAUACUCUUUGUUUUUAACUAAUAUACCUGGAGAACUGAGAUCCAGCAAAGCGAAUUCUUUAGAACCAAACGAAGAGAAUGAAUUGUAUAAAGAUCUUACCGCAAAGUACUCAAAUAGAACACUAGCAAAGGAAGAUUUUGGUUUCUGUGUGAAGUGUUAUGGUGGAAUGGAAACUCGUCUUCGUGUUUGUCAAGCAGUUGACAUGCUUGGUAUGUACGAAGAGCCAAGUGAAUAUUCUGAUGGGCUCCCAAUUCUUCAUUUAAUUACAUUUGAAGAUUUCAAGCAAUCUCCCGUCACGUAUCCAUCUGAGGAAGAAGCUGGACAUCUACGAUUAAAACUGCUUACCCAAUUUAACAAAUUAUUGGGGGAUAAUGUGGCGUCCGAAUCGCUGCUGCUUUCUUUACUUUCCAACGUCGUUCAUAGGGCUGACAGCUUUAUUGUUGGGUCUUUUAGUUUAAACCUGACGAACUGCACAUCAGAGCACGCGUCAAGGAUUAUAAGCCUUAUCAAAACCUUGACUAAAAGAACGGUUGUACAAAAAAUAGACGUCAAUGAACUAAACAAGGAGCCACUUUAUCCCAGAAGUGAUGGGGACACUCUAUCAAUUGGUCGUUUGCAAUUGGCACCAGGAACGUUAUUGAUAUUAGAUGAGACCGAACUUUCGAGCGGUACCUUAAAUGAUACAGGCGUCCGUAACGUCGCAUUUUUAUCCUAUCUUCUUUCCCAACAAGAGAUUACAUUUGCCUAUCCGUUUAGUAGUUACAACAUACAGACAGAUGUAAGAAUUGUUGUCUUGAGUCAUGGAAAGUCGAUUUUGCCCGUGAAUGCUGUCUACGCAAGCAAGUUCGACGAAACACUAAUGUCAGUCGAGACAUCGUUACCAUCAGACGAUAUAGAAAGAUUAUCAAAUUAUCUUGACAUGUGGACACGCACUGCUGAUAUACCAACGGAUAUGUUGGAGUUCAUUCAAUCCAACUAUGUCCGUUCGAGGCGAGACGGUCUUCAGACAAACGAAAAAGUACUUUCUAUUGAAAUUAACUGUUCUCGUCUUUAUGCAAAAAGCUUGGCCAGCAACUUUGUUUCAAGACAGCAUUUCGAGCAAGCUUCCCGCUUAGUUGAGCAAUGGACAAUUUCUUAAAAUCUGAUUGAAUUGAGAGGCUAAUUCUAUAGAGUCAAAACAGAAGUUUUUCUUAAGUAGAAUCACUUUAUUAAUGUAUAUUAUAAUCUAUUAUUAUGAGUUCAGUUUCUUAUUUCUAUUUUAUUUUCUUUCCCCAAA